AUGGGGAGGGGCCUGGGCCCAGGAACGUUCGAUCCUCGAGGGGACCUCAGGAGAGGUGGUAGAACACGUGGGAGUCCACAUCGUGAUCCGUCACAUUCAAACAUCGACGAGAGCCAACAACAACAACAACAACAACUACAACAACAUCAGCAACAUCAACAACAACAACAACAACAACACGUGCAACAGCAGGGUAAUCAACAAAUUCAUACGCAACAACAAUCUUAUCAACAAAUGCAUCAUCAACCCCAAAAACCUCCCCAACAGCAAAAACCACUCAAAGGAAUUCCGGCUGUUGUACCUGAUUUUGUCAUACCUAAUAAUAAAGAAUCACCAACUCAACCUCAAACGUCGAGCACUUUCCUUCCUCAGGCACCCAACAUAAUGGGAAAAUUAAGCGAAUUAACAUCUUCCGGUUCGGGAGCUGUUGAAGCAGGAGCGGAUCUUCUUUCAAAAGGAAAAGAACUUAUUUUUAUGAAGUUUGGACUCGGAGGAAAAUAA
Molecule: messenger RNA, 501 nt
Organism: Pediculus humanus corporis (human body louse)
Lineage: Eukaryota; Metazoa; Arthropoda; Insecta; Psocodea; Pediculidae
Exons: 3
Coding region: 1-501 (166 amino acids)
Source: RefSeq, a predicted model, not a curated record